This is a messenger RNA of Megalops cyprinoides (Indo-Pacific tarpon), 2490 nucleotides long. It is a transcript of the gene mcm10, whose product is annotated as minichromosome maintenance 10 replication initiation factor. Gene Ontology annotation, cellular component: replication fork protection complex; nucleus. The coding region runs from base 55 to 2490 and encodes 811 amino acids. Gene Ontology annotation, biological process: DNA replication initiation; DNA replication. Gene Ontology annotation, molecular function: single-stranded DNA binding; DNA replication origin binding. The record is from RefSeq and is a predicted model, not a curated record. NCBI's taxonomy places the organism in Eukaryota, Metazoa, Chordata, Actinopteri, Elopiformes, Megalopidae. The transcript is spliced from 19 exons.
AGAUAUUAAGUCACCUUCUUAUCACGCCUUCUAUUGCCAAUUGCAGUUCAAAAUAUGGAAGGCGAAGAUGAUCUGGACAUUCUGACGUCACUCCUGGCGGAGAACGAGGCCGAAGAGGGCAACCAGGAUGGGCAGGAAGGUGCGGACGACCUCGAGGGUUUGUUUGAUAAUGAUGAGGAGGAGGAGUACGAUGAGGGUCCGGAGGAGGAGGAAGAGGAAACGGAGGAAGAGGAUGAGCUUUCUGGAGGGCCAGCCCGCACCCCCAAAGCCAGCGACAGCCUUCACAAAUCCAGACAGGAUUUGGAAGAAAAGCCUGCUGCCGCCCCACGGAGAAGCAACCCCCCCAAGCUGCAGGAGUCCUCCGCCUUUUCCGCCCAGCUGAACAACGCCGACCUGCUGAAAACCAAGACGAGGACGGCCCAUCAGCCCUCACCCAGGGUUAAAGCAGAGAACAAGAGCCCAGUAGGACAGUGUGCAAGUGCCAGCUUGUCUCAGCCAAUGAGGGCCGGCGGUAAAGCCUCCAGCAUGCUGAGGUCCCCGCCUCCUGCGGCCACUGCAGCUCUGGCCCCUCCCACAGCACGGCAGGCCACACCCAGGCCACCUGCUCCACAGGAUGUUGCCGUGGAGAAGUUCUCAGGCCUCAGGCUCAGGAGGCCCCGUGUGUCCUCCACGGAGAUGGAGCGCAAGAUGGCCGACCGCAGGCUGAUCCGGCUCUCGCAGUUACCCGAACGGCUGGCCAGAGAGAAGCUGGAGGACAGCGACUGGGUCACCUUUGCCGUGGUGGUGAGCAAGGCCACGCCACAGAGCAACAGCAGUGGCAAGACCUUCAGCAUCUGGAAGCUGAACGACCUCCGUGACCUGGAAGUGUAUGUGUCCCUCUUCUUGUUUGGAGAGGUGCAUAAGGAGCACUGGAAGACUGACCCGGGCACAGUCAUAGGCAUCCUCAACCCUAAUCCCAUGAAGCCCAAGGAGGGCUCGGACGGGGUGUGCCUGUCGGUGGACCACCCCCAGAAGGUGCUGCUGAUGGGAGAGGCUCUGGACUUUGGCACCUGCAAGGCUACCAAGAAGAAUGGAGACCCCUGCAGCCAGCUGGUCAACCUGUAUGACUGCCAGUUCUGCCAGUACCACGUGAAGGCCCAGUACAAGAAGAUGAGCUCCAAAAGGGCGGAGCUGCAGUCCACCUUCUCCGGGAAGGCCCCGGGGCGGGGCGGGGGGCGGGGCAGCCUGAAGGAGCGCCUGUGCCAGAGCGGCUUCCACUACGGGGGCGUGUCCUCCGCGGCGUGCGCGGCCUCUCUGGCAGCUUCUCAACCCAAGAAGCCCGGCCAGACAACCCUGGGCAAUCUGUUCGUUAGAGGGGCGGAUAAGCUCGUCACCGAGGCGAAGAGGAUCGCCAUGCAGGGAAGCGAGGUGUCUGGCUGCUCAGACGACUUUAAAGGCCUUCUAUCUAUGCCCACUCCUGGAGCCCUGAACCUGAAGAAACACUUAACACAUACCAAGCCCUCAGGUUCUGCAGGGGCUGGAAUCCAGUCCAUCUCUGCCUCUGAGCUCCUCAAACAGCAGAAACAGCAGAUGCUGCAAGCCAGGAAGAGACGAGCUGAGGAGAUCCAGAAGAGAUUCCUGCAGAACUGUGGGAAGGCUGGAGCCCCCAGACCGGGCCCUGUGGGGGUGGCGGGGUCUCCGCCCCUGAAAGCGGGCGGUGAGGGCGCCAAGGGGCUGCGCAGCCCCACUGGUCCCCACACCCCCACACUGGGGCGGGGCUUCACAGAGGGGGAGGACGUCCUGUUCUUUGACCACACCCCUCCCCCGCCCCCUCCCUCACACAGCCUCUCGGCUGCCAAGUUAGCCGCCCUGAGAAAGCUGCGAGAGAAGGGCCAGGCCAUCGCCAAGGAAGAUCCGAAUGCCGUGAAGCGCAAGAGACCCAACAACACUGACAUCGCCAAGAGAGUGGAACAGAAUCGGGCCUCACCAGAAGGUGAGCAGGCGGGGGCGGAGCCUGAGGAGCCGGCCCUGAAGAAGCGCCGCGCGCAGCUGGAGUACCUGCGGUCGGACGAGUUCCAACAGAUCCUCAACGCCAAGUCCCGCCACACGGGGGCGCUGCAAGCGGCUGAGUUCCAGCUCCAGGAGCAGUACUUUGAUCCCCUGGUGAAGAAAGAGCAGAUGGAGGAGAAGAUGAGGAACAUCCGAGAGAUGAAGUGCCGAGCGGUCACCUGUAAAACGUGCAAGUACACAUACUUCAAGCCGCUGGACAGGUGUGUGGAGGAGAAGCACGAUUACCACUGGCACGACGCGCUAAAGCGCUUCUUCAGGUGCCAGUGUGGGCAGAGGGCCAUCUCACUGGACCGGCUACCUCACAAGCACUGCAGCAACUGUGGCCUUUUCAAGUGGGAGAGGGACGGCAUGCUGAAGGAGAAAACGGGUCCAAAGAUCGGAGGGGAGCUGCUGCUACCCCGGGGAGAGGAGCAGCCGAAAUUCCUCAACAGCAUGAAGUGA